AUGGCCGACUUAACCGGACUUCAGCAGAGAUCGGUGAUCUCUGCUUUUAUUUUCUCCCAAGCCGAGGUCAGCCCAAGAGUCGCGCUAUUCAGACGCAGCGACCAAGUGACAACAUAUCAUCACCAUCUAGCCCCUAUUUCCGGCCACAUCGAGGUCCAUGAAACACCCGUGACAGCAGCAUGGCGUGAACUCAGAGAAGAGACGACCCUGACACCAGAUAAACUAUUUCUGUGGCGACAAGGAAAGCCGUUUACCUUUAGCGAUGUAUCCGUUGGUCGCCAAUGGACAGUCCAUCCAUUUGCAUUCCGUUUGAAAGGCCCCGACGAAGGAUGUCGAGGCGAUGAAGCCAUUCAAACGAACUGGGAGCACGAGGAAUGGGAAUGGCAUGACCCAAGAACUGUGGUGGAUAGCAAGCUCUCUGGUGGAGUGCCACGACUGGAGGAGAGCUUGCGACGAGUUUGGUUUGAAGGCGUUCUGAACGAUAGGGCCAGCAAGGCUUUGAACACAGGCAUAGCACAACUCGUGGAAGACCACCAAAGUGGAUCGCACGAAUUGACUUCAAUCGCUCUGAAGGCCUUUCAGCAAGUUCUGGUGCAAAUUCCAGGGGUCGAUACGAAGUGGUGGGAGACUGCUCGCAUGGUCGCCUGGCAUCUGUGGAAGAAUGGACGCGAAAGCAUGGGAGCAGCCACAUUGAAUGCGCUAUUGGGGGUUUUAUCCGACAUGGAGGACAUUGUGGGCCGAAAUGUUGACCACGAGGCGAAAUGGGAUCUGUUAUUGACAACCGUUGACAGCCAUCUCAUGGACCGCAAGGCAAUGCCCGCGCGAAUCAAAGACUCGGUGGCCGCGUACCUCUAUACAAACUUCCUCCCCACCGCACAAUCACGACCCAAUUCAUCUUUGACCCUGCUCACGCUGUCUGCCAGCUCUACCAUCCGGGAUAGUAUCCUCGAUGCUUAUGCAUCCCUCCCAUUUUCCAACUUGGAUCUCCGGGUUCUGGAGUCGAGGCCGCUCUAUGAGGGUGUCAGCAUGGCGUCGUCCAUUUUGUCCGAGUUUCAGUCCAAGUUCGCGUCAUCGAAUCAGCGUUUAACCCUGACAGUGUACACGGAUGCUUCAGCCGCGCUGGCAUCCCAUGACGUGGAUUUUGUGCUGCUCGGGGCGGACCGCAUCUCCGGGUCUGGAUGGGUCAGCAAUAAGACUGGAUCGCUACCAGCUGUGCUCAGUGCGAAACAUGCUGCUCCGAACGUGAAGGUCUUGAUCCUCAGCGAGCUGGAAAAAGUGGCAGAGCCGGGUGCGGAAAAUGAACACGUCCCGGAAGAAAACGACCCGAAUGAGGUGGUGAGCCGCUGGUUGGAUGCUGGUGUCAAGGGCGUGGGGAUACUCGCGGAAGGACUUCAAGGGGUGCAUCCACCGCGCAGCAAUACCUCGGUGGAAGUAAAGAAUGUCUACUUCGAGUGGGUCCCGGCGGACAUGAUCGACGCGUAUAUCUGCGAGGCGGGGACACUGGAUGCAGCAGCGAUCCAGGAGAAGGCGCGACAGGUGAAGGAGAAGGCCGAGAGAUACUUUGGGGAGUUGUGA
This is a messenger RNA of Penicillium alfredii, 1575 nucleotides long. Its product is annotated as translation initiation factor eIF-2B subunit family protein. Gene Ontology annotation, molecular function: hydrolase activity; S-methyl-5-thioribose-1-phosphate isomerase activity. NCBI's taxonomy places the organism in Eukaryota, Fungi, Ascomycota, Eurotiomycetes, Eurotiales, Aspergillaceae. The transcript is spliced from 2 exons. The record is from RefSeq and is a predicted model, not a curated record. Bases 1 to 1575 code for a protein of 524 amino acids.